CCCGGGGGCCUCCUUGCUGCCGUAGCGACUCCUGCGGUUUCAUUGUCUGGACUCCCUACUCCGAGCCCCGGGCUGCUGCACUGAUUUGCGGAUCGAACCCCCUUCCAUGUCGUGUGUGCUCAGGACAUACAAUAGUCCGAGGUCUUUUCUUUGUAACUAUUUAAAUUUGGCUCCUUUGUUUGUGAGAGGCAUAGCUAGUUCUUCUUUUCUGCCUCGAAUGCCACUUGAACCUUGAGCUCCGGUGUGGGCUCUUCCCUGCAGGAUGGGGUUGGCAGUCGCUACUUCUGGGCAGUUCCUGCUCCCCCUCCUGCUGCUGGGGGCUCCCCUCCUGCUUUGUUCAUCCGCCGCCUCAGAGCCCAAGGCCGGGGGACGCAGUUGCUCAGAGACCCGCCAGGUCUUGGGUGCCAAGGGAUUCAGUGUAGCCAGCGCUCCCCAGACCCUCAUUUCAGGAGAGCAUCUGAGAUACUGCCCACAGGAUUAUACCUGUUGUACAUCAGAUAUGGAAGACCAGCUAGGACGACAGAGUGAACUUGACUUCCGGAACAUGAUCGAGGACAUCAGUCACUUUCUGCUAACAACCUUCACUGCACGUCAUCGUAAAUUUGAUGAGUUUUUUCGGGAGUUGAUUGGCAUUUCCGAGACUGUAAUGAAUCAGAUGUUUACACAGACUUAUGGCAGACUGUACACUCAGAAUGCACGGGUCUUUGAGGAGCUUUACAAAGAGCUGCACCAGUACUACCUGGGAGCCAAGGUCAACUUGGAUGAGACCCUUUCUGAAUUUUGGACCCGCUUACUGGAACGAAUGUUUGAACUGGUGAACCAGCAGUACCAGUUCAGUGAAGAGUACUUGGAGUGUGUCAGCAAGCAUGCAGAGCAGCUUGAGCCUUUUGGGGAUGUCCCAAGAAAACUCAGGAUACAGGUAACCCGAGCCUUUAUAGCCACUCGUGCAUUCAUGCAAGGUCUAGCUACUGGGCGCGACAUUGUGACAAAAGCUUCAAAGGUAGCGCCAACUCGUGAUUGUUUAAGGGCUGUCAUGCGAAUGACCUACUGCCCUCUGUGUCGUGGAAUGCCUACACUUAAGUCUUGCAAUGGAUUUUGCCGCAACGUUAUGAAAGGUUGCCUUGCCAAUCAGGCAGAUCUUGACAUUGAAUGGAAUAAUUUUAUUGAUUCCUUGAUCCUGAUAGCGGAAAAGUUGGAGGGCCCCUUUAAUUUUGAGUUAGCAACAGAAUCCAUUGCUGUAAAAAUCUCUGAGGGCAUCAUGUACAUGCAGGAAAACAGUGUACAGACUUCAACAAAGGUAUUUCAAGGAUGUGGCAACCCACGGCCAGCACCAAGCCGUGACAAGCGCUCCAGUAGAGAUGAGACAAAGAGGCGAUUUAGAACCUACUCACCCGAGGAGAAACCAACAACCGCUGCAGGGACCAACCUUGAUCGACUGAUUGCAGAUGUCAAGGACAAACUAAAAGCUAUGAAGAAGUUUUGGGUCUCCCUUCCUUACACCCUCUGUAAUGAUGACAGAGUGGCUGCAGAUCUGACGAAUGAGGACAAGUGCUGGAAUGGACAAACACGAGGCAGGUACUUGCCUGAUGUGAUGGCUGAUGGUCUUGUCAAUCAGAUUAAUAACCCAGAAGUAGAAGUGGAUAUUUCCCGUCCAGACCUAAAGACGCGACAACUGAUUAUGCAGCUUCGUAUCAUGACAAAUAGGUUAAAGAGUGCAGCCAAUGGCAAUGAUGUAGACUUCCAAGAUGCAUAUGAAGAUGGAAGUGCAUCUGGGGAUGGAGAAAGGUACAGUGAAGACCGCCCAGGUGGGACAAAUAAGGGGACCAGAACAGAUGAUGUCAAGUCUUCACGGAAUGAGCGUCCUACCAAAACCAACCGUCGGAACCAAAUGGGGCAGAAUAAUGCUGGCACGAACCUUCUGAGCACCCCUUUCAUGCUUUCCAUUAUUACUACUGUGACGGUCUAUGUCACCUUUCAUGGAUGAUCCCUGCUGCACACAAGUGAGCAUGAGGUUCCUUGGCAGUGAACUGCUUUUGCUGUGCCAGGACUUCUUGUAUGCUUCCUAAAUUGGGGAGGAAACUGAAAAACGACAGAACAAUUGCAGAGAGAGAGAAAGAGGGAGCAAGAAAAAGAGAGCAAGCAAGCAUGCUUUUUUCUUUUUUAAAGCUAGAGAUGGGUUAGUAGUUUACACCAGCAGAUUCAGUGGACAUCUGAGACAUCAAGAAAAAUGUUGUUGUUUUGGUUGUUGAGAAACCAAAAAAAAUCUUUUUGUAACAUUAAGAACAUUUUUUAACUUUUAGAACAAACAAAUAAUUGAAGCAUUUUUUUAAUUAUUUAUUGGGGAUUUUGCCUAACUUUGUUAAUAGUGUGCGAGGCCAAGGGGCAGUAUCACUGCUGUGGUAUUGCAAGCAGUAAUGACCAGAGAGCAGUAGCUGUUAGGGAUUUGACUAGGUUUAUUUAUUUCUGCAGUGGUUCACAUAAAUCUAGUCAGCUCCAUGUUGGGAGGGAUAUUUACAUAGUGGAUGUAUGAAGAACUAUGGUACAGCGCUGUUCACUCACAGCUGCUUAUUUCUUGCUUAGGUUCAGCCACAGAGUGCAGGGGUUCUUUUCAUUGGAGGCACAUGGAAGCUGCAGGAGCAUUAUUGUGCCAUCUGCGACACAGAUGCUUUUGUAGCGUGUCAGUUGCUUUGUCUCUCAGCAGCUAAGUAUUUGGUCUGAAUUGAUGUAAAGACCUAGUCUUCAGUAUUCCCCACCCCGCUCAAAAAAGACAAAUUUGUUAAUUUAUGUAAUUCAGAUAUCUGUAAACACUUGCCAAUACUUAUAUAAACUGAUUUUUGUUCAGGGCAUUUUCUAAACGUGUCAGUAUCCAGAACAGAUAGUCUUAACUUGGGCCAUAAGUCUGAUGGAGAGGGUGGUGCUGAAGCUAGUCUACAAGUUGACAUACUAAAGAAGAUGUUUGCUCAAUGGUGAACCUUGUAAUAUGUACACAAUUGCUUUUUUCGACUUAUUUUCUUGGCAGAAUAGGAGGAGGAAGUUGGUUCAACUUAGUACCACUCUCAUUUUGUGGAAUACGAAACUUUAGUUGGCGGACAGCUCACAUUCAGUCUACCUGCCUGCAUCUUUAUACUACUAGACCAAAAUAUAAAAUGGAUUACUGUGUGUCUCCUAUUCACAACAGAUUACUGUCAGGGAUGAGACCUUUUGUUUAGCACAAUUCCCUUGACUAAGACAGCAUGUGUUUCUCAGGAUCUGUUCAUGUUUGGUGUGGUACUCAUUUUGUUCUGCAUUUUAUUUAAAUUUCUUGAAAUAGUUUUUGCUAGAGUGCUUUUUUUCUAAACAUGGCAGCUUUGACAUUAACACCAUCUUCCAAAAGGUACAAGCAAAAGCACAAAUUCUGUAUGAUCAUUUAGAAAAGCACAUUAGCUAGUUCUUGUCAGUUGAUCACCUGGAUUACUAAUGUCUAGCACUACUACUUUUUAUUCGCUAACCUGCAGUAUGAAUCCACUUUAUUAGAUGCAUGGAAUAAUAAUGUAGAGCCACAGGGAAAAAAAGCAAUAUCAACAAGCUAGAAUUGACUGCAGUUUGCUUGGUCUUACUAAAACUUGCAUACACAUUACAGAUUAAAAUUAAUGCCACAUAGGGUAUGGAAAUCAUUGUAUCAAGUUUUACUCUGUAACCAUAGAUUACUUUGUAGUUUAUGUUUACAGGGAAUACAUUCAGAACACUGAAUGCUCUGAAAAUUGACAACAAAAAGAUAAACUGAAAAGAUUGAAACACAAAACUUUGAAAGUGCUUAAAAAAAAAUCUUUGCAGGUGGGCUAAGCCCCUGUGUACUGCCCACAUACUCCCUGGUAAUUAUAUAUACCAACUCUUGAGAUCUUAAGCAACUGCUAAGUAAGUCAAUGCUUUGAAUUUCUACUUUUAUGAAUCAAUAUUUUUGAACUUGAUAUUCAGAGUGUUUGACGUUAUGAAUGUAUCCGGUUCACAUCCCCCAUAGCCUAGGCAGCUCCUCUUGUUAUGUAAGGCUUCCUUUUCUACUUUGGCUGUCCAUGUUCAGAAGGGUUACAGCUAAAAGCUAUUUGCUCCCAAAAUCGCACAGAAACUUCCACAGAAAUGCAGGUGCGCUCAGUAAAUCCAAAUAUCCAAAAAAAAAAAAGACAGCACCAUCACACAGAAUCAGUACAAAUACAUUUAUUAAGUUGUAUACAGACAAUGUACCCUACCAAUUGAAGAAGGCAGAAUUACCUGCUUAAACUGCUCUUUAGCCUAUGUUUGGUCUUUUCAGACUUCUCUCUGUCUUUAUAUUUGCCGUUAUUGUUUUGGACUGAUUCUGCAUGGUGAUGCUGUUUUUGGUCUGGGAUAUUAAAACUAAAGGACACCAUCACUCUGGUGAAACGGGAUGCAAACUGACUAUUGUGUUAGGACCGUUCCUGCUACAUGGCGGUGGCUCUGCCACUCACAGCAUUAACAGCCUGUGUUCAAGGGCAAGCAAGCAGUAUUUCAUGUCCAUCUUGAAGGGUGGGAUGAUAGAAGCACAGAAAAUGGUGUUCACACACUGCAUGGCCAUCUGGGAAGAUUUUAUUUAUUUUCUAAAAAUUCUCAUCCAUCAUGUGCUUUUUGUGAUAUACAUCCCAUGCUAGUAUGAACUUAGUUUUUGAUGAUCUGUGUGUAGAUCAGUGUUGCUAAUGCUAGGACCACUGCAGAACACCCAAAGUCUGACCCAAUUACAGAGCUCAGCUCCCUUUCCCCUCCAGGUCGGCUAGACUUCUGCCCCUUAAGGACAUCUGGACAUUCUUAUCUGUGCCAUUUUAGGUCUUUCUUACCACGGUUUAUAGCAUAUGUAUUGAUGUUCUUCGUGUUUCACUGUUGCAGUCAUCACACUUGGGUUAUCCUGCCU
Protopterus annectens (West African lungfish) is the source of this 4897-nucleotide messenger RNA. It is a transcript of the gene GPC2, whose product is annotated as glypican 2. Gene Ontology annotation, biological process: regulation of signal transduction; regulation of protein localization to membrane; cell migration. Gene Ontology annotation, cellular component: synapse; plasma membrane; extracellular region. Lineage: Eukaryota; Metazoa; Chordata; Ceratodontiformes; Protopteridae. The transcript is spliced from 10 exons. Bases 263 to 1984 code for a protein of 573 amino acids. The record is from RefSeq and is a predicted model, not a curated record.